AGGGGGAAAGGGGAGGUCACUGUCGCUUCUGGCUAGGCCUAAGUCAUUUGUUAUUGUUUUAAAACUUUUCCCCACAGUGAAAUUAUGAAAGCAACAAUGAGCUUCGCUCACCGUGCGUGGGCAAGAAUUGUCUUUUAUAGCAGACCACACAGGGCAUCGAAACAAACUACAUGUAUCUGAACAUGGCUGAGUCUUAUGCUUGUCCAACAAAUGACUCUGGCUCUUCUCAUUCCGAUUCCGAUCAAGUCAAUCAAGACCAAAACAAUGGCAUGCAGGAGGCGGAGGGGACCAAUCAGUUCAGUCAUAGUUUUGAUGACAUCCAUUAUGGCUUUGAUGCAAUUGAUCGUGCAUGUCGAAAUCUUUACCCAGAACCUCAUAAUCCAGCGAUGAUCUCAAGCCCAGCCAUAAAAAUGUGGGAAGGAGGCGUGUAUCCCCUGGACUACGUCAAAGUUUUCCUCCAUGCCGGCCAAGUCGGCCUCUCAGUUCCUCCACACUGGCACUUUGUCACCUACGGACUCACAGACCUGUACGGCGACGGCCGUGUGCACCAGUUCACAGGCAGACAUGAGGAUAGCGGUUAUGGAUUCGAACUGACGUUCCGACUGUUGGCGGGAGAAGGGAGCGAACCCCCGGAGUGGCCCAUCACGCUGCUCAAUAAUCUGGCCCGCUACGUUUUCAACACAGGUGUGGGUUUCCGUGAGUUUGACCACAUUCCCUGGCACGGGCCCUUGGACCGCGAGCUGCCGGGAGGGGACAUCAACAAAUCUCUGCCUGUGUACCGCUGCCAAUCAGAGGUGAACGCCAUGUUGGUCGUGGAGGACCCGGAGCUUCCCUGUCUGGACACACCGCACGGGCAACUCACCUUUCUACAGGUUGUUGGCAUCACGGACAUGGAGUUUUUGUACGCACGCUCGUGGAAGAGUCGAGCCGUGGUGGACAAGUUGUUGGACCAUCCACAGGUGGGCCCCCUGCUGGUGACCGACGCAGACAGGAAGUUGUCGAUCUUUGACGUGGACUUGGGUCUCCUCGCAGACUUCCACGACAAGAUGGAGGAGGAGGGGACGAACCUUGGACGAGUCACGGCGCAUGUCAGGUGGUCGGUGCCCGAGCAUCUGCUGAACGACCGGGAGCCCCUGGGUCUCCUCAAGGACACGCUGGGCUGUGAGGUCAGCGACGACCACAACCCCCCGGUCUACCGCGUCGACACGGCCACCGCAUAUUUCGAGCCCGGAGCGGCAGAGUUGUUGCCCCUUAUGGUCAAAUCAUGUGUACCGAGGACACCAUCAGGGAAAUGUCUCACCACUUCUCCUCCCUGGAGCUCAUCACCAAG
Aplysia californica (California sea hare) is the source of this 1330-nucleotide messenger RNA. Its product is annotated as suppressor of fused homolog. Gene Ontology annotation, cellular component: nucleus; cytoplasm. Gene Ontology annotation, molecular function: transcription factor binding. The record is from RefSeq and is a predicted model, not a curated record. NCBI's taxonomy places the organism in Eukaryota, Metazoa, Mollusca, Gastropoda, Aplysiida, Aplysiidae.